AUGAACGUAGCCAAACCAAUGUCCCUGAAACUUGUCCAGUGGAGCAAAACACAUCAAAGCUCUUGGCUAAUCAAAAAUUGUUCCUUAAUGGUUUUCUUGGAAAUGUCUUUAUGGCUAAAUCCUGCAAUCUCUCGAUGGAUAUUGAUUGGGUGGAACUUGUAUGCCCUAACUGUUUAUCACUCCUGGGAGCUUGUCCUUUUGAUAAUGGUGCUGCACCCAUUGAUGGUGCAGUUCGAUUAUUCAAAUGCUACAUUUCAGCUUGUUCAUCAGCUGGUGGACCAGGGGACUUAUUCAGGAAAUAUAGCUUGGAAAGCAUGUUCACUAAUCAGCUACUGGAAAAUGCAAAAGAUGAAUUGUCAUUUCGGACUUUGGUUAGAGAUUUAAAAACUAAGUCUCCCUUGUUGCAAAUCGUUCUGCUAAAUCCAAAUUCUUGGUGCUGUUCUGGUUAUUGCUUGGACACUGCUAGUGCAGCAGAACCUAGUCUAAAGUUAGAUUUACUCCCUGUUAUCAAGGUCAACUUUUCUGAUUGUGGUGAAACUGCAGCAUCUCAGUUUAGGUCCAUCUCAAUUGAGCUCAUGAUUGUCUCCUUCCUUUUUUAGCACGAUAAGCUCAUUAGUUUUCUGAAUGGCUUAACAGAUUGCAU
This is a messenger RNA of Hibiscus syriacus, 643 nucleotides long. RefSeq lists its product as uncharacterized. Bases 111 to 599 code for a protein of 162 amino acids. Gene Ontology annotation, molecular function: ubiquitin protein ligase activity; ubiquitin conjugating enzyme binding; cyclin binding. Gene Ontology annotation, biological process: protein autoubiquitination; protein polyubiquitination; protein monoubiquitination. Gene Ontology annotation, cellular component: ubiquitin ligase complex; cytosol; nucleus. The record is from RefSeq and is a predicted model, not a curated record. The transcript has 2 exons. NCBI's taxonomy places the organism in Eukaryota, Viridiplantae, Streptophyta, Magnoliopsida, Malvales, Malvaceae.